GGCAGGAACACCAGCAGGGAGAGCUCCACUCCCAGCAUGACAUCAGAAGCCAGCAGCAUCAUGCUAGUUCCUGUUGGUGAUCGUUACACCAUGAUGGACUUUGCUGCAGCCCACUUCCAAGAGGCUCAGUCCCUGCUGGGAGGGAAGGGGACGUCUGGUGAAAAGAAGAGUGCAGCUGACCUGGUCCAGCACACCAAGGUCCCGAUCCAGGGGUCUUUGCUCCACUACUCUGAUAGUGAGCUGAGUGAGCUGGCUGCAAAGAACUUCCUGAGUAACUGUAAUGCGGUUCAUGGGAGACCAUCCAAAGCUCAAGAACCAGAAUGAGGUUGAAUGCAUCUUUGAAAUCCUUCAGCUGUGCAAGGAGAAGGAGACUUUGCACGAUGAGGUGUACUGCCAGGUCAUCAAGCAGGUCACACACAACCCUAAACUGGAGAGUUUGAUGCGUGGCUGGCUACUCCUGAACCUGCUCACGGGCUAUUUCCUCCCUUCCAACACGCUCAUGCCCUACGCCACCAAGUUCCUGCAGCAAGCCAGCAGCGAUCCGUCCAGCACCCACCACGAUAUAGCCAAGAUCUGCCAGAGCAACCUGCGGAAAAACGUCAUGUACGGGGGCCGUCGGCACCUCCCUUUCCCUGUGGAGAUGGAGGCAUUGCUGGUAUGGAGGGGCAGAGGAGUGGGGACACGGGGACAAGAGGGAGGGCAGAAGGGGCACGCGGCGCGCCGGCUGGUGAUCUUCAUGCCUGGAGGUGUGGAAUAUCUCACCAGAAUCAAGACCUUUACUGUAGGCAAGGAGCUCCUGCAGGAGAUCUGUGAGCAGAUGGGAGCAGGCGAGCAGGAAGAGAUCCGGGAAUUUGCUCUCUUUGCCAUCAGGACCAUCGCCAAUAACCCCGUGAAAAUGGUGAGGCCGAUGAGAUCGGAGGAAUAUCUUCACGAUUACCUGCUGGAGGAUAACUUGAUCACCAUGAGUUUACGGAGGGUCACGUGGAAAACGCCUCUGCACUUUGAGAACAGUAUUUAUACUGAUUUCCAUUAUGGACAGAUACUGUGGGAUUACGUGAAUGGGAGGAUUCUGCUGGGCUACGGCAAAGAAGUGGAGAUGCAGAUCAGCAUUUUGGCAAUGCUCCAGCACUGGGCCAAAACAACAGAGCAGCAGAGCACUGCUCCCUCCAGGGAGGAGCUGCAGGAGUACACGCCGAAGCUGCUCUGCUGA
Molecule: messenger RNA, 1210 nt
Organism: Tinamus guttatus (white-throated tinamou)
Lineage: Eukaryota; Metazoa; Chordata; Aves; Tinamiformes; Tinamidae
Source: RefSeq, a predicted model, not a curated record